AUGUCUUCUGUUAGUGACGUCGUGUCGAAUUUGCGACAAUCUUUCAACAGUGGCUUGACAAAAUCUAUCGUAUGGCGUCGUCGCCAGUUACACGCUCUUCUCAGAUUGAUCGAUGAAAACUCCGACGAUAUCGCUGAAGCCCUCCGCAAGGACCUUAACAAAUGCGAAUUCGAGAGCUUUCUCUUCGAAAUCGAUUUUACAAGGAACGACAUUGUGAACCAUCUGAACAACCUUUCGAAAUGGACGAAACCGACCCCAGUGAAAAAAACACUCUUCUUCAUCGCUGACAGUUGCUUUAUCAAACCAGACCCUUUCGGUGUUGUGUUGAUAAUCGGGGCCUGGAAUUAUCCAUUCCAGAUCAUACUGCUGCCUCUAGUCGGGGCAAUAUCAGCAGGUAACUGCGUAGUCCUUAAACCUUCAGAGUACGCUGCGUCGUCUGCAGACCUCAUGUGCAAACUCGUGUCCAAGUAUCUCGACCCAGAAUGUAUACAGCUGAUACUUGGGGGCGUACCAGAGACUACGGAAAUAUUAAAACAACGUUUCGAUUAUAUUUUUUACACUGGGAACAGCGAGGUGGGUAAAAUUGUUAUGAGUGCAGCAGCUGAAAAUCUAACACCCGUGACCCUAGAAUUAGGUGGUAAAAAUCCAGCCUACGUUGACUGGAACUGUAACUUGCAAACGGUUGCAAACCGUUUGCUAUGGGGCAAGGGCUCGAAUGCCGGACAAACUUGCAUCGCCCCCGACUACAUCAUGUGUCCACAAGAAGUACAGGCCCCACUUGUAGAGGCCCUCAAGCAAAGUGUGAGCCAUUUCUACGGGGACAACGUUGGCAAAUCCGAAUGUUAUGGGCGGAUCAUUAACAAACGUCAUUUCAAGAGACUACAGGCGAUAUUAGAAAGCAAAACACCGGCAUUUGGUGGCGAGAUGAACGAAGAAGAAAAAUUUAUUACUCCGACCGUCCUGACGGAUGUUAAGCCGACAGACUUAAUCAUGAAAGAGGAAAUCUUUGGUCCUAUAUUGCCCAUUAUGAUAGUAGAAUCCCCACAGGAAGCCAUCGACUAUGUUAACAGUCGAGAGAAGGCCCUGGCUGUGUACGUCUUUUCAAAUGACAAGGGGUUGGUGAAAAAGUUUGUGUCUGAGACCAGCAGUGGUGGGGUCUGUAUCAACGAUUGUAUUUUACACACGGCUUUGGAGACCUUGCCGUUUGGUGGAGUCGGCUACAGCGGCAUGGGUAGCUAUCACGGUAAGUUCACGUUCGACACAUUUUCACACAAAAAGGCUGUCAUGUGGAGAACUAUGGGCAUGGAAUUUCUUAAUACUCUUCGAUACCCACCGUUUACCAAUACGAACGCCGAAAUGAUUCGUCGGUUCACAAAAAAAUCACUGAAGAAUAGUAAAACAUCAUUUGUAUUCCCACUUUGUGCUGUAGUAUUCUUGAUAGGUGCCCUUUCCAUUGCGUUUUUUAAGUAUCUUUAG
Acanthosepion pharaonis is the source of this 1476-nucleotide messenger RNA. Lineage: Eukaryota; Metazoa; Mollusca; Cephalopoda; Sepiida; Sepiidae. The record is from the annotation of a GenBank genome assembly.